GUAUUAAUAAAGUAUUAAUUAAUGUAAUAAUCUCUGCCUGUGGCAUGCACAUGUUCACUUUUUAUGGACUAAACUUUAGCUUUUCGCCGACCCGCAUCGACUCAGAUUACAUUUAUCACCCUGCGUUGUUUAGUAAUAAUAUAAUUUAAUAGGCUAUAUUUUUAACAUCACAACUAUUAUACCCAUAAUGAUAUUUUAUUGUUGUCACAUCAUUCUUCUUACUCAUUCAUAUAAAGAAAAUGUGAUAACGACGAAAACAAAUGGUAAAAAUGAAAUGUAUGUCGACGCAAACAGUAUAAAUGGGCACAUUAUAAUAUGGCCAUACAACAAAGCCGGAACCAUUACAACAUUAUUAACAGUUUCGUUUGUGAUAAUAACAUGCAAUUCACAAUUCAAAUAUAGUUACAUUGCGAUUUUUGCUUUGUUGUCUUCAGACUAGAUGCGACAUGAACAUCAUUUCUUUUUAUCUGUUAUUUAUCUACUAUUAAAGUAAAUUGUUCAUAGUAUAAGUACUUUUUUUAAAUAAAUGUAAAUCUAACGGACCCCUCAAGGCUUUCUAUUCAUUGUAGCGUUAAGCGCAAUUUAAAAUGUUUCUGCAUAAUCGCGCUUUGGAACAUUAACUUCACGGUAAUGACACAAAAACACACCAACUCAUUACAAGGGAAAUUUUAUAUUAUUAAUGACUUAUUUUUAACUUUACACAUCAAGGUGCAAUAACGCGGAUAAAUAAGUAUAUUUCCACUUCCUUAUCAGGCGGUCGCAAUUAAAUAAAGCGUCCAGGACGUGAGCGUUCGAUUUGCAGUGAGAAAGUGGCGUGUGUAACAAGUACAUCAUCGAUAAUGGUACCUCAAUACAAAUUGACUUACUUCAAUCUAAAAGGUCUUGGCGAACCUCUACGGUUCCUUUUGAAGUAUGGGAAUUUGGAUUUCGAAGAUAUCCGCUACGAACUCAAAGAUUGGCCUCAAAUUAAAGAUAAGCAGCCUUUUGGUCAACUUCCCACUCUCGAACAUAACGGUAAAGUAGCUGUACAAAGCAUUGCGAUCGCUCGUUAUUUGGCCAAGCAAGUCAAACUUACGGGAGCUAAUGAUUGGGAAGAUUUGGAAAUCGACUCCGUAAUUGAUACUAUUACUGAUUUAAGAGCGAAAAUAAUCAGUAAUCAUGAAAACGAAGAAGCCAUGAAACAAGUGCGCAAGGAGUCGAUUCCGUUUUAUUUGAAUCGUUUAGAAACGAUUGCGAAGAACAACAAAGGUCAUUUGGCAGUCGGAAAAUUGACAUGGGCAGACGUCUACUUCGCCGGAGCUUUGGACUUUAUAAAUGCGAGAGCAGGGGUAAACAUAAUCGAGAAAUAUCCAAAUCUACAAAAAGUUGUCGACACUGUCUUAACAAUUCCGCAGAUCAAAAAAUGGGUAGCAACUCGUCCCAAAACCGACCUAUAACCUGUGAUUAAUAUAAAUACUGACGAAGAAAACAUUAAUAGAAUUUGCCUAUCCAUUUCGAUUAAAAUAGUGACGAAGCAUUUCUUAUUGUUGAAAAGAUUAUUAGAAUGUAUCACUUUGAAAUGUACCUCCUUAUUAUUCCUAAUUUAAAUUAUUAAUGUGUCCAAUUGUAAGUACAUAAUAUGUAUACAAGAGCAAAACGUUUUUAAAUAGAUAUGCAUUUCAUACAGUU
Messenger RNA from Agrilus planipennis (emerald ash borer), 1668 nucleotides. RefSeq names its product glutathione S-transferase-like. Lineage: Eukaryota; Metazoa; Arthropoda; Insecta; Coleoptera; Buprestidae. The record is from RefSeq and is a predicted model, not a curated record. Gene Ontology annotation, biological process: glutathione metabolic process. Gene Ontology annotation, molecular function: glutathione transferase activity. The transcript has a single exon. The coding region runs from base 840 to 1436 and encodes 198 amino acids.